Messenger RNA from Piliocolobus tephrosceles (Ugandan red Colobus), 775 nucleotides. RefSeq names its product small integral membrane protein 10-like protein 2A. The record is from RefSeq and is a predicted model, not a curated record. NCBI's taxonomy places the organism in Eukaryota, Metazoa, Chordata, Mammalia, Primates, Cercopithecidae. Bases 216 to 500 code for a protein of 94 amino acids. The transcript has a single exon.
ACGUCAGGCUGCGCGGCCGGGCUGGGACCAGGCGGCGGCUCGCGGAGGCGCUUCUCCGAGCGUGACGUGCGGACUCAGCUCCUCCGCGGCCCGCCCGCCCGCCGGUCUAGCCACCGCCUCCCUCGCUCCGUGAACGCGCCGGGCGAGGGCCAGCAGCCGGGGCGACGCGGCGCGGAGAGGGCGGGCGGGCGGGCUGUGGGAGCGCCGGUCUCUAUAUGGCGGCGGCUCUGUCGGGCCUGGCUGUCCGGCUCUCACGCUCGGCCGCCGCCCGCUCCUAUGGAGUCUUCUGCAAGGGGCUGACUCGCACGCUGCUCAUCUUCUUCGACCUGGCGUGGCGGCUGCGCAUCAACUUCCCCUACCUCUACAUCGUGGCUUCCAUGAUGCUCAACGUCCGCCUGCAGGUGGGUGAGCCGUGCCCGCCCGACCCCCGGCCCUCCCCGAGCGCCCGUCUCGCCAGCGGGAUGCAAACGCCACGGCAGCUGCCACCGCCUGGAAGCUGAGUGUAUGCCAAGCACCGUGCAUUUUCCCGUGCGACCCCACUUUGGGGAGAUCCACUGAGAUGGUCCUUAUCCCCGUUCUGCAAACGCGGCAGUGGGGGUCAGGUUAAGCGACUUGCCUUGGGGAACGUCCAGCAGCUCGGGAGGUGGGGUCCGAGAUUGCAUGGGCUGGAAGGGUGUUGAAGAGGACCUUUACUAAAUGUUGGGUAAAUUUUCUAGUUCCGAAACUUUGCAACCCCCCCCCCCCCCCGCUUUUUUUUAAUUGUGAAGACGGGGGU